AGCCGUCCACUGAUCGCUCAUUCACUCGCUCCGCUUUCCCUCCACUCGCCCACUCCCACUCCACUCCACUCCCGCUCUCUCGUGCCAACGAGAAAAACCACCACGCGCGUGCGCGAGCGCACGCACGGGACGAGACGAGAGAGAUGCCUCCGCUUCGCCGCUGUGUCCUCCUCUGCCUCUACGUGGCCGCGGCAUCACCCCUCGCGCUGUGCUCCGCGCCGGCGGCAUUGCCGGACCCGGCGCCGCUCGACCCGGCCCUGAUCUUCCCCUCGGCGACCCCGGCGCAGCCCGGGAGCGGCACGAUCCCGGCGUUCCCGGAGCAGUCGGACGCCGCGGCGGGGGCGUCCUCGACGUGCCCGCUCGCCCCGUCCCCGUCGCUCCUCCCGGCCGUGACGUCGUCCUGCGACGUCGGCGGCGCGCUGGCCACGAGGCUGCGCUGCUGCCCGGCGCUGGCCGCGUGGCUGUUCGCGGCGUACGCGCCCGCGGCGCUCGCGCAGAGGCCCGCGAAGUCGGCUGCCGCCGCGGCCGUGGACAUGCCCGUGCCGCCGGACGACUCGGAGGCGUGCGCGGGCGCCGCGGACCGCGCGCUGCGGGCGGAGGGCGCGGCGCUGCCUCGCCCGCCGGGCGCCAACGCGACGUGCGACGUGGCGUUCUGCUACUGCGGGGUGAGGCUCAGGAGGCUGACGUGCGGCGCGGCGCCGGCGGAGGGCGGGCAAUGGGCGCCGGCGGACGCCGCAGCUAGGAGGCUGGAGAGGGACUGCGCGCAACCAGGCGUCCCCGGCUGCUCCAAGUGCCUCCGUGCCCUGACCACGAUAAAGUCCGGCUCCGGUGGCGCCGCGGCGUCGUCGGCGUCGGCGGCGACGGGGAAGCAGCAGGGCGGCGGCGGGAGCGGGAGCGGGACGGGCGAGCGGGACUGCCAGCUGAUGGGGCUCAUGUGGCUGCUGCAGCGGAACGCCACGCGGUACGGCGCCGCGGCCACGGCCGUGAUCCGGGCGCUGAUGGCCGCGGACGAGGCGUCCGCCGCGGCGACCGGGCCGGCGGCGGCGUGCUCGCUCCCCGUGGACGGCAUGCCGCUCCCGGCCGAGUACGCGCGGCUCAGCGGGGGAGGCAGCCCGGCAGACGUACCACGCCUCUACGCGCCGCUGCUGCUCGCCGUGCUGCUGGGCGUUGUUUUCUGCUCGAUGUAGCGCUUGUGAAGAUUGGAUUUAUUCUUGACACAAAUGGUCUGUCCUGUAGCUCGGUCACUUGGCUCUACGUAACAGUAUCGUCAGAACUACUGUUCUGUGGCACAUUCCAGAAAUCGAUCAAUAGCACAAAAAUCAGUUC
Oryza brachyantha (malo sina) is the source of this 1326-nucleotide messenger RNA. RefSeq lists its product as uncharacterized. The transcript is spliced from 2 exons. Bases 144 to 1187 code for a protein of 347 amino acids. NCBI's taxonomy places the organism in Eukaryota, Viridiplantae, Streptophyta, Magnoliopsida, Poales, Poaceae. The record is from RefSeq and is a predicted model, not a curated record.